AUGGCAGCGCGGCUGCUCGCACCACCAGGCCCUGAUAGUUUCAAGCCUUUCACCCCUGAGUCACUGGCCAACAUUGAGAGGCGCAUUGCCGAGAGCAAGCUCAAGAAACCGCCAAAGGCCGAUGGCAGUCAUCGGGAAGAUGAUGAGGACAGCAAGCCCAAGCCAAACAGUGACCUGGAAGCGGGGAAGAGUUUGCCUUUCAUCUAUGGGGACAUCCCCCAAGGCCUGGUUGCGGUUCCCCUGGAGGACUUUGACCCAUACUAUUUGACGCAGAAAACCUUUGUAGUAUUAAACAGAGGGAAAACUCUCUUCAGAUUUAGUGCCACGCCUGCCUUGUACAUUUUAAGUCCUUUUAACCUGAUAAGAAGAAUAGCUAUUAAAAUUUUGAUACAUUCAGUAUUUAGCAUGAUCAUUAUGUGCACUAUUUUGACCAACUGUGUAUUCAUGACUUUUAGUAACCCUCCUGACUGGUCGAAGAAUGUGGAGUACACGUUCACAGGGAUUUAUACAUUUGAAUCACUAGUGAAAAUCAUUGCAAGAGGUUUCUGCAUAGAUGGCUUUACCUUUUUACGGGAUCCGUGGAACUGGUUAGAUUUCAGUGUCAUCAUGAUGGCAUAUGUGACAGAGUUUGUGGACCUGGGCAAUGUCUCAGCGCUGAGAACAUUCAGGGUUCUGCGAGCUUUGAAAACUAUCUCUGUAAUUCCAGGCCUGAAGACCAUCGUGGGCGCCCUAAUUCAGUCCGUGAAGAAGCUGUCGGAUGUGAUGAUCUUGACAGUGUUCUGCCUGAGUGUCUUUGCCUUGAUCGGACUGCAGCUCUUCAUGGGAAACCUGCGGAACAAGUGUGUGGUGUGGCCCAUAAACUUCAACGAGAGCUAUCUUGAAAACGGCACCAAGGGCUUUGACUGGGAAGAGUACAUCAACAAUAAAACAAAUUUUUACACAGUUCCUGGCAUGCUGGAACCUUUACUCUGUGGGAACAGUUCUGAUGCUGGGCAAUGCCCAGAGGGAUACCAGUGUAUGAAAGCAGGAAGGAACCCCAACUAUGGUUACACAAGCUUUGACACUUUUAGCUGGGCCUUCUUGGCAUUGUUUCGCCUUAUGACCCAGGACUACUGGGAAAACUUGUAUCAAUUAACCUUAAGAGCAGCUGGGAAAACGUACAUGAUCUUCUUCGUCUUGGUCAUCUUUGUGGGUUCUUUCUAUCUGGUGAACUUGAUCUUGGCUGUGGUGGCCAUGGCUUAUGAAGAACAGAAUCAGGCAACACUGGAGGAAGCAGAGCAGAAAGAGGCUGAAUUCAAAGCAAUGUUGGAGCAACUUAAGAAGCAACAGGAAGAGGCACAGGCGGCGGCGAUGGCCACUUCAGCAGGAACUGUCUCAGAAGAUGCCAUAGAGGAAGAAGGUGAAGAAGGGGCAGGCUCUCCCCGGAGCUCAUCUGAAAUCUCUAAGCUCAGUUCCAAGAGUGCCAAAGAGAGACGUAACAGGAGAAAGAAGAGGAAACAAAAGGAGCUCUCUGAAGGAGAAGAGAAAGGGGAUCCUGAGAAGGUGUUCAAGUCAGAGUCAGAAGAUGGUAUGAGGAGGAAGGGCUUUCGGCUACCAGACAACAGAAUUGGGAGGAAAUUUUCCAUCAUGAAUCAGUCACUGCUCAGCAUUCCGGGCUCCCCAUUCCUGUCCCGCCACAACAGCAAAAGCAGCAUCUUCAGCUUCAGGGGUCCCGGGCGGUUCCGGGACCCGGGCUCCGAGAACGAGUUUGCGGACGACGAGCACAGCACGGUGGAGGAGAGCGAGGGCCGCCGGGACUCGCUCUUCAUCCCCAUCCGAGCCCGCGAGCGCCGCAGCAGCUACAGCGGCUACAGCGGCUACAGCCAGGGCAGCCGCUCCUCGCGCAUCUUCCCCAGCCUGCGGCGCAGCGUCAAGCGCAACAGCACGGUGGACUGCAACGGUGUGGUGUCCCUCAUCGGCGGCCCCGGCUCCCACAUCAGCGGGCGUCUCCUGCCAGAGGUGAAAAUAGAUAAGGCAGCUACUGAUGACAGUGCUACAACCGAGGUGGAAAUUAAGAAGAAAGGCCCUGGAUCUCUCUUAGUUUCCAUGGACCAAUUGGCCUCCUAUGGGCGGAAGGACAGGAUCAACAGUAUAUUGAGCGUUGUUACAAAUACACUGGUAGAAGAGCUGGAAGAGUCUCAGAGAAAGUGCCCGCCGUGCUGGUAUAAAUUUGCCAACACUUUCCUCAUCUGGGAGUGUCACCCCUACUGGAUAAAGCUGAAAGAGAUUGUAAACUUGAUCGUUAUGGACCCUUUUGUGGACUUGGCCAUCACCAUCUGCAUUGUCCUGAAUACACUGUUUAUGGCAAUGGAGCACCAUCCUAUGACGCCACAGUUUGAACAUGUCUUGGCUGUAGGAAAUCUGGUUUUCACUGGAAUUUUCACAGCGGAAAUGUUCCUGAAGCUCAUAGCCAUGGAUCCCUACUAUUAUUUCCAAGAAGGUUGGAACAUUUUUGAUGGAUUUAUUGUCUCCCUCAGUUUAAUGGAACUGAGUCUAGCAGACGUGGAGGGGCUUUCGGUGCUGCGAUCUUUCCGAUUGCUCCGAGUCUUCAAACUGGCCAAAUCCUGGCCCACCCUGAACAUGCUGAUCAAGAUUAUUGGAAAUUCAGUGGGUGCCCUGGGCAACCUGACCCUGGUGCUGGCCAUUAUUGUUUUCAUCUUUGCCGUGGUGGGAAUGCAACUCUUUGGAAAGAGCUACAAAGAGUGUGUCUGCAAGAUCAACCAGGACUGUGAACUCCCUCGCUGGCACAUGCAUGACUUUUUUCAUUCUUUCCUCAUUGUCUUUCGAGUGUUGUGCGGGGAGUGGAUCGAGACUAUGUGGGACUGCAUGGAGGUGGCCGGCCAGGCCAUGUGCCUCAUUGUCUUCAUGAUGGUCAUGGUUAUUGGCAACUUGGUGGUGCUGAACCUGUUUCUGGCCUUGCUCCUGAGCUCCUUCAGUGCUGACAACUUAGCAGCCACAGAUGAUGAUGGGGAAAUGAACAACCUACAAAUCUCAGUAAUCCGGAUCAAGAAGGGCGUGGCUUGGACCAAACUGAAAGUGCACGCCUUCAUGCAGGCCCACUUCAAGCAGCGCGAGGCCGAUGAAGUGAAACCUCUGGAUGAGCUGUACGAAAAGAAGGCCAACUGUAUCGCCAACCACACUGGCGCCGACAUCCACCGGAACGGUGACUUCCAGAAGAAUGGCAAUGGCACAACCAGCGGCAUCGGCAGCAGCGUGGAGAAGUACAUCAUUGAUGAGGACCACAUGUCCUUCAUCAACAAUCCCAACCUGACCGUGAGAGUGCCCAUCGCGGUAGGCGAGUCUGAUUUUGAGAACCUCAACACCGAGGACGUGAGCAGCGAGUCGGAUCCUGAAGGCAGCAAAGAUAAACUGGAUGACACUAGCUCCUCUGAAGGCAGCACCAUUGAUAUCAAACCAGAAGUAGAAGAAGUCCCUGUGGAACAGCCUGAGGAAUACUUGGAUCCGGAUGCCUGUUUCACAGAAGGUUGUGUCCAGAGAUUCAAGUGCUGCCAGGUCAACAUUGAGGAAGGGCUGGGCAAGUCUUGGUGGAUCCUGCGGAAAACCUGCUUUCUCAUUGUGGAGCACAAUUGGUUUGAGACCUUCAUCAUCUUCAUGAUUCUGCUCAGCAGUGGCGCCCUGGCCUUCGAGGACAUCUACAUUGAGCAGAGAAAGAGCAUUCGUACCAUCCUGGAGUACGCUGACAAAGUCUUCACCUAUAUCUUCAUCCUGGAGAUGUUGCUCAAGUGGAUAGCCUAUGGCUUCGUCAAGUUCUUCACCAAUGCCUGGUGCUGGCUGGACUUCCUCAUCGUGGCUGUCUCUUUAGUCAGCCUUAUAGCUAAUGCCCUGGGCUACUCGGAACUAGGUGCCAUAAAGUCCCUUAGGACCCUAAGAGCUUUGAGACCCUUAAGAGCCUUAUCACGAUUUGAAGGGAUGAGGGUGGUGGUGAAUGCCUUGGUGGGCGCCAUCCCCUCCAUCAUGAAUGUGCUGCUGGUGUGUCUCAUCUUCUGGCUGAUUUUCAGCAUCAUGGGAGUUAACCUGUUUGCCGGAAAGUACCACUACUGCUUUAAUGAGUCUUCUGAAAUCCGAUUUGAAAUUGAAGAUGUCAACAAUAAAACUGAGUGUGAAAAGCUCAUGGAGGGGAACAAUACAGAAAUCAGAUGGAAGAACGUGAAGAUCAACUUUGACAACGUCGGGGCAGGAUAUCUGGCGCUUCUUCAAGUGGCAACCUUCAAAGGCUGGAUGGACAUCAUGUAUGCAGCUGUAGAUUCCCGAAAGCCUGAUGAGCAGCCUAAGUAUGAGGACAACAUCUACAUGUACAUCUACUUUGUCAUCUUCAUCAUCUUCGGCUCCUUCUUCACCCUGAACCUGUUCAUUGGUGUCAUCAUUGAUAACUUCAAUCAACAAAAGAAAAAGUUUGGAGGUCAAGACAUCUUCAUGACCGAAGAACAGAAGAAGUACUACAAUGCCAUGAAAAAGCUGGGCUCAAAGAAACCACAGAAACCCAUCCCCCGCCCCCUGAACAAAAUCCAAGGUAUCAUCUUUGAUUUUGUCACUCAACAAGCCUUUGACAUUGUUAUCAUGAUGCUCAUCUGCCUGAACAUGGUGACAAUGAUGGUGGAGACAGAUACACAGAGCAAGCAGAUGGAGAACAUUCUCUACUGGAUUAACCUGGUCUUUGUCAUCUUCUUCACCUGUGAGUGUGUGCUCAAAAUGUUUGCCCUGAGGCACUACUACUUCACCAUUGGCUGGAACAUCUUCGACUUCGUGGUGGUCAUCCUCUCCAUUGUGGGAAUGUUCCUGGCUGAUAUAAUUGAGAAAUACUUUGUUUCCCCAACCCUGUUCCGAGUCAUCCGAUUGGCCCGUAUUGGGCGCAUCUUGCGUCUGAUCAAAGGCGCCAAAGGGAUUCGUACCCUGCUCUUUGCCUUAAUGAUGUCCUUGCCUGCUCUGUUCAACAUCGGCCUUCUGCUCUUCCUGGUCAUGUUCAUCUUCUCCAUCUUUGGGAUGUCCAAUUUUGCAUAUGUAAAGCACGAGGCUGGCAUUGAUGACAUGUUCAACUUUGAGACAUUCGGCAACAGCAUGAUCUGCCUAUUUCAGAUCACAACCUCGGCCGGUUGGGAUGGCCUGCUGCUGCCCAUCCUAAACCGCCCCCCCGACUGCAGUCUGGAUAAGGAACACCCAGGGAGUGGCUUUAAAGGAGACUGCGGGAACCCCUCAGUGGGCAUCUUCUUCUUUGUGAGCUACAUCAUCGUCUCCUUCCUGAUCGUGGUGAACAUGUACAUUGCCAUCAUCUUGGAGAACUUCAGCGUAGCCACGGAGGAAAGUGCAGACCCUCUGAGUGAGGAUGACUUUGAGACCUUCUAUGAGAUCUGGGAGAAGUUCGACCCCGAUGCCACCCAGUUCAUCGAGUACAGUAAGCUGACAGACUUUGCAGAUGCCUUGGAGCAUCCUCUCCGAGUGCCCAAGCCCAACACCAUAGAGCUCAUUGCCAUGGAUCUGCCAAUGGUCAGCGGGGAUCGCAUCCACUGCUUGGACGUCCUUUUUGCCUUCACCAAGCGGGUCCUGGGAGAUAGCGGAGAGUUGGACAUCCUUCGGCAGCAGAUGGAGGAGAGGUUCGUGGCAUCCAAUCCUUCCAAAAUGUCUUACGAGCCAAUCACGACCACGCUGCGGCGCAAGCAGGAAGAGGUGUCAGCAGUGGUCCUGCAGCGCGCCUACCGGGGACAUUUAGCAAGGCGGGGCUUCAUUUGCAAAAAGACAACUUCCAAUAAGCUGGAGAAUGGAGGCACCCACCGGGAGAAAAAAGAGAGCACCCCUUCUACAGCCUCCCUCCCAUCCUAUGACAGUGUAACUAAACCCGAGAAGGAGAAACAGCAACGGGCAGAGGAAGGAAGAAGGGAAAGAGCCAAAAGACAAAAAGAGGUCAGAGAAUCCAAGUGUUAG
Eubalaena glacialis (North Atlantic right whale) is the source of this 5976-nucleotide messenger RNA. It is a transcript of the gene SCN8A, whose product is annotated as sodium voltage-gated channel alpha subunit 8. Gene Ontology annotation, biological process: neuronal action potential; membrane depolarization during action potential; sodium ion transmembrane transport. Bases 1 to 5976 code for a protein of 1991 amino acids. The record is from RefSeq and is a predicted model, not a curated record. The transcript is spliced from 26 exons. Gene Ontology annotation, cellular component: axon; voltage-gated sodium channel complex; plasma membrane. NCBI's taxonomy places the organism in Eukaryota, Metazoa, Chordata, Mammalia, Artiodactyla, Balaenidae. Gene Ontology annotation, molecular function: protein binding; voltage-gated sodium channel activity.